CAACAUGGCUUCCAGCUUCUAUCACUCUAUGGUACCACAGCCCACUUUUGUGCCUCCUGCUCAGAACACUGUUCAACAAGAAUCUCCAAAAGAGAAGAAGAAGAGAACUAGGAAUCCAGAGAAUUGGAAGAAAGAGAAAAGAAAACGUGCAAUAUUGUCAGGUCAGGCCUACGUGAACACGAAAGGCGAGUUGGUAGGUCCUCGCGCUAUAGGCCCUGAUUGUAACUGCAAGAAUAAAUGUUUUACGGUCGUGUCUGAUGACAAUCGGAACGCGAUAUUCAACGGAUAUUACUCUUUAAACAGUUAUGAUGAGCAAAAUGCUUACCUAUAUGGACUUAUACGUAGACAUGAUAUUCAGAGGAAACGUAAGCCUGUGUCGGAGAGAAGAACUUGCUCAUAUAAGUAUUAUGUUCGAAUUAAAGGAAAGGAACUUCAGGUAUGCAAGAAGGCUUUUGCUAAUAUCCAUGGGAUCUCUGAUAAAAAGAUUAGAACACUCUGCAUCAAGCAUGAGCAAAAUAUUCUCUUUCCAAGAGAUAAUAGAGGUAGACACAAAAAUCGACCCAAAAAGGUCACACCAGAGUUGGUGACGCUCAUCAAACACCAUAUCCUGAAGAUGCUUUCUGGGCCAAAUGGCAGUGAUUUCAUUAAGACUGAUAAGAACCAAGGUCCUGACGUCAACAUUUCUAAACUUCAUAAGAAUUUCCUCCAGCAGUAUGAGCCAGAAGCAAUAGAUCCUGAGAGUGAUAAAGUGAUUAAGGAUUAUGAUGCCAAGGUUAAGUCAUGGUUGUACUUUAAAGUGUUCCAUGAAGAGUUUAAGUCUAUGGAUUUUAACACUGUGAAACGAAAGUUGUCUGAUCUUCGGAAGAGUUUAGAAGCUUCUGGUGCUCUGCAGUCCACCAAGAAAAAGACUACGAAACAGUCCAGACCACGACCUAGACCACAGGAGAACCAGGGUGCUCGUAUUAACACACCAAAUGAAGCCUCUACAUCAUCCAUAGGGGUUGCAGUUUCAGCAGCACCUACAACACAAAUGAGUGGAUACAUGGGAGGACAGCAACCUCCACCUUUACCACCAAACCUUCAGCUAAGUGUCUUGGGUCUGCAGCAUCUUGGCAACAACGCUCAUGCUGGUGCAGCAUUUAAUCCUGCUGUUGCCCAGCAACCUCAGCAACAACCUCUUAAUCUUCAGACUGGUGGUGGUGGAGGUGGUGGCCAGGGUGGAGAGCAGCCACAACCACUUCCCCUUAAUUUGCAUUCAAUGGGUGGCCAUAUGCCCUCAUAUUAUCUCUCACUUGGUCACAUGUCAAAUCUGAUAUCUUUGCCAGUAUCAUCAGGGGGUGGAGUUCAGACUGGGAAUGCUCAGACGGGCAAUUUCCCCACUCAGCAUAAUAUGCAACAAUUUAACCCAGGUUCUAUCAUACCAACACAUUCUGUAGCACAGGCAGCACCUGGGCCUACUGGCCAACCACAUGUUCUCCAGGGUGGUGUAGGGGUAACAUACACAGGAGGCCAACACAAUCACAGUAUGUACUAACCAUUGUCACCAGUAUAGAUUUUUUUUUUUUUUUUUUUUCUUUUUUUUUUUCUUGUAACCCAUAUUGGGAAUUUCAUGACGUAAUCUUUAAAUAUUUAUCCUUAACAUUGGUCAUUUGUUAAAUGCCAGUGCAGUUUCUUUUAUUUGUUGAUACAGGAUAUAAAAGAUGUUUAGAGUAUUUUUACAAAUGGUGCUGUAGAAGAGGAAAUAUCAGUAAAAUUUCAUUAAAUUAUUUUUGGAUUCCCCAAUAAACCAAGAAGUGGUGGAUGCAUCAUAAAUAAUAAAAAUGUAGAGUUUCUGUGACACCUCAGAGGAUGAGGAAACUAUGGCUGUGCUAGGGUAAAAUGUGAAGUGGCUGUCAUUUUAAAUAGCGUUCAUCAUACCGGUUCAUACAUUUUGUUGUUUACUUUCAUCAUAAAUAGCAUGGUGUAGAGAAAUAUGUAAAAAGAUAUAUAAUUUUAUUUUGUUUAUAUGCAAGAUAGUUUUGCCUUUUCACUGACCAGUUGAAUGUCAGUAUGUAGGUUGUAUAUUUUGAUGUCAUUAAUAAAUGGGUUAGAUUCUAUGGAUUAUUUUGAUAUUGUCAAAGAUUAAAAGUCAACUAGGUACAGGAUAUUUGUAAUAAUUAAAGUAUAAAGUGAUCUAUGAUUUAUAAUUUUUUAUGCAGCUUGCAAUAGCCAAAAGACUGAUUUUGCUAAUAGAAGCAUUCUGAAAUUGUGAAUUGUCAUUUUUUCUUCAGUAUUUACAUCUGAUCAAUAACACAACAAGAAAACACAGUUAUGUGAAAGGCCUUUAUGCUAUUUUGUAUUGUUGUGCGUUAUUGUCUUCUUUGCAACUUGUUUAACCAUGAAUCCUCAACAUCUUAUCAAGAUCUCAGUCAGGGCAUUUGAGCUGGCUCAUUUUAUUUGAAUUUAUCCUCAGGGAUAGAGGUUAGAAUCAGUGUGUGAUAGAUCCCUUUGUGACUACACAAGAGUCUGGUUUUAGAUUAAAUACUGUUAGCAAUGAAUGAAUUUUGAUGUUUAUGAGAAUGUUUUCUGUCUGGGAUAAUAGCCAAAAUAUUGUAAACAUCAAAGUGAGAGUUGUAGUCCUUCUAUACUUUAUCAUUGUCUUAUUAUAUGUAUAGUUAUUCUUUGUAUGUGACUUUAUUCAGAAGAUCAUUUUAAA
Messenger RNA from Penaeus vannamei (Pacific white shrimp), 2695 nucleotides. RefSeq lists its product as uncharacterized. Lineage: Eukaryota; Metazoa; Arthropoda; Malacostraca; Decapoda; Penaeidae. The record is from RefSeq and is a predicted model, not a curated record.